Molecule: messenger RNA, 1752 nt
Organism: Echinococcus granulosus
Lineage: Eukaryota; Metazoa; Platyhelminthes; Cestoda; Cyclophyllidea; Taeniidae
Product: Glycerol kinase
Exons: 6
Coding region: 1-1752 (583 amino acids)
Biological process (GO): glycerol-3-phosphate biosynthetic process; triglyceride metabolic process; glycerol metabolic process
Cellular component (GO): mitochondrion
Molecular function (GO): glycerol kinase activity
Source: RefSeq, a predicted model, not a curated record
AUGCCAGCGUGGCUCAUGCGCCGUUGUGGCAUAUUAGUGAGUUGGCGUCUUUUUACGAGGAUGUCGGAUAAAAAAUACGAAAAAAUGAUUGGUGUCAUCGAUCAGGGGACCAGUAGCUCCCGAUUUGUGGUCUUCUCCGCGGUCACUGGCGAGGUGGUCGCCAAACACCAAAUUGAGAUUGGUCGGGAGCACCCUCAGUCUGGCUGGGUUCAACAAUCUGCAGCGGAGAUCUACCAAAGCACCCUCACUUGUAUGAAUAAAGUCGCUAAGAUUCUACAAUCACUCAAGGCUCCGAUUAAGAAUAUUGCUGCCAUUGGUAUUACAAAUCAGCGUGAAACAUCCAUUACUUGGGAUAGUCAAACCGGUGAACCCCUGUGUCCUGCUAUUGUAUGGUCAGACUCUCGAACUUCCGAUCUCGUUCAACACUUCAUUAACAAAACACCACAUAAGGACAAAAAUGCAUUCCAGGAGAAGACUGGUCUGGCCAUCCACAGCUACUUCUCAGCUUUAAAGAUUCGAUGGAUGCUUGAUAAUAUUCCAGCCGUGAAGGAGGCCAACGAAGACGGGAGACUAAAGGUUGGUACCGUCGACUGUUGGCUCAUUUACAAGCUGACUGGUGGUGCUUCCGGGGGCAAGCAUCUUACUGAUGUCACCAACGCCAGUCGCACAAAUCUCUUCAACAUCCGAAAGUGCAAAUGGGACUCGGAGUUGUGCCAGUUUAUUGGCAUUAAUCCUCGCAUCCUACCUACCGUGAUUAGCUCAGCUGAGGCCUACGGUCACGUCAGAGAUCGCGACUGUCGUCUCAGAGGGGUUGUCAUGGGCGGUAUCCUUGGUGAUCAACAGGCAGCUCUGGUUGGUCAGACCUGGGACCCAAAUCCGGAUCCAGACAGCCCUAGACCCCACGUGAAGGUCACUUACGGUACAGGUGCCUUCCUGCUCUGGGACAUUGGUGAGAAGGCCUCUUUCUCGCCUUAUGGCCUUCUCACUACCAUUGCCUACCAAAUGGGCCCUAAGGCGAAGGUUCAUUACGCUCUAGAGGGAGCAGUAGCUUACUCAGGAGCCACAAUGGACUGGCUUCGCUGCAAAUUAGAGCUCUACACGGACCACGCAAUAGGUGACGAGUUGGCAAAGAAGGCCUUACUAGAGCAGCACGGUCCAAUUCGGCGAAAACAGUCAGGUCAACUGGCCGAUUUGAAGACCAUGGAUGCGUGCUACCUUGUGCCCGCAUUCUCCGGCCUCUUCUGUCCCUACUGGCGUGAAGAUGCACGCGGUGUCAUCGUUGGUCUCGACGAGAACUGCACACGGGGCGAUUUGAUCGCCGCGGGUUAUCGUGCCUCUGCGUACCAGACACAGGAGGUCCUAGAAGCGGCCCGUGAAAUGAAUGACGGAACAAAACGCAGGCCUCCAAGGGUCAUUUCAGUCGAUGGCGGGCUGACAAAGAGCUCGGUACUCAUGCAAAGCCUCGCCGAUAUCACCGGCUCAACGAUUAUUCGACCCAACAAGUCGGAUGUGAUGACUGCACUGGGUGCAGCGGUGGCGGCAGCCAUAGCGGUGGGCAUCGAUCCCACCGAUCUUGUCUCCAUCCGCAAGCACGAGGGUGGCGAAGAAGAGGAGAAUACGUUCCGACCUAAAAUCAGUUCGAAGACUCGCCAUCUGUGGAUGAAAGGCUACCAUAAUGCAGUGAAACGCAGCUUUAACUGGCAGUCCGAUGUUAAUAAGGCAACUGGCGAUCGUGAUAGUGCGGAGGACUAA